Carassius carassius (crucian carp) is the source of this 2445-nucleotide messenger RNA. RefSeq names its product transmembrane protein 182b (gene tmem182b). The coding region runs from base 270 to 1049 and encodes 259 amino acids. Gene Ontology annotation, cellular component: membrane. NCBI's taxonomy places the organism in Eukaryota, Metazoa, Chordata, Actinopteri, Cypriniformes, Cyprinidae. The transcript is spliced from 5 exons. The record is from RefSeq and is a predicted model, not a curated record.
AUUAUUUUUAUUAGAUAUUAUUUAUUUUGUUGAAUUGGAUCAGACUUCUAUUUUUAAAUAAAUCCCUACAGCUACACUCUAAGAAUAGUGGUGUCUUGUCCUUUUUUUGUCACUGGUCAUUGCACAGUGGCCACACAAGUGAGAGAACCGAACAUUUGAAGAACAACAAAUAAUGUAGACAGAUAAACAAACCAGCUGGACAGUGUUUGACAUAAACCAACUAAUGUGAGCAUUUAAAAUUGAAAGACUGAGAAAAUUUUUGUUCAGCUAUGCGUCUGGUAGUUUUACAGUUCCUGGCAGGAUUUUUUGGAGCUCUAAGCUCAGUGUUCCUCCUGGGAUCUCUUGGGUCUGAUUACUGGCUUAUGGCAUCUGAAUCUUGUGGAGAUGCUGCUCUUUUCAAAUUAUGGAGAGUCACAAAGGAUAUCUCUCAAGCACAACCAGACAGUAGCAAUCAUGCUGAAAACUCACUUCUGUUCUACCACGAGGGUCUUUUUUGGAGAUGUUCCUACCAUAGGGGUUCAAGUGGACAACAGGGCAGCAUACUGGCUUUUUUAAUAACCAAUCAACCUUGCCAGAAGGUCUGCGUGCCAGCCUACUUGUCUCAUUCUCCGGUUUCUGGACUUCCCAAUAGUGUUCUAACCUCAGACUCUGCCACAGUGCAAAGGGCCUUUUGGUGUGUUAUAUUUGUGCUGGGUGUCAUCUUGGUUGUGACUGGUGGGUUUGUCACAAUUUGUGCAACCCUAGGGACCAGCCAUCGCCUUUAUGAGACUGGAGGGGCUCUCUUUAUAACCGGGGGAAUCUUAGUCAUGUCUGUAGUGAUGCUGUUUGCUGUGUGGGUCCAGGUCUCAGACUCUUUAGAGCAGUAUGGCCUCCAGCGCAGACGCUUAGUAUGCAACAAUCUGCAGCUCAGUGUGCACUAUGGUCCGUCUUUUAUGCUGGCUCCCACUGCUGCCUUCCUCUGCCUGCUUACUGGCCUCCUUCUCCUGCUUAUUCCAUCAGUCAGCAAAGCAUCAGCCAGAGACACAGAGAAUCAGCCAUUCUCACUGUGAGAGGAAUGUGUGUAGAGUUAUGUAAUAUUUUCCUAAAGUAUUUUUCGGAAUGUGUAUAGUUUUCUGCCCUCCAUAUACAACAAAGGGAGAUUUCGGAGGACAUUUUACAUAAGAAUAUAAUUGAAAGUAAUCAAAUUUUUAUAACAUUUUAAUAAAGCAAUAAUUAAAUGUAUCUGGGGGCCACAAGGGGAUGCUACAGGGUUUACAGAAAAUAUUUUAUAACUAUCCAUGAUAAUUUCAUCAGAAAUUUCAAAUAGCUUUUAAAGGUGGGGAUUUUUAACUUUUUUUGUUCUACUGACACCCACAGCUCUGAAAAGCUAUAGUUACCAUUUACUUUCACUGUAUCUAAAAGAGCAAAAUUUUAACCCCAAAAAUGUAGCUAAACUUCUAGUUUUGUGUAGAAAAAAAAGUGAUAACUGAAUUGUUAUUUAUAUAUUUAUUUUUAUCAUUACCAGAUGCACUAUUUCUUUAAGACUGUUAAAAGGCCAUAAUCAGAUACAGGUGAACAUUUUGAUUAAGCACUAAAAUAGCAAAAACUGCAAAAACAGCCUAAACACAAACACAUACAGUAUUUUUUUUAUAUUUGCAUGUAUUUACAUGUAUAUAUUUAUAUAAUUUAUAUUAUAUAUUAAUAUAUUUAAUAUAUAAAAAUAGCAUAUUUUUCUUAAAUAUAUAAAUGCAUGAGUAUGUAUUUAUAUAUAUACAUAAUAAAUAUACACAUUACACACACAUACAGUACAUUAUGUAAAUAAAAACUUAUUUUGGAUGCGAUUAAUCAUUUGACAGCACCAAUUAUAAUAUAAUUAUUAUAGAAAUAUAUAUAUAUAUAUACAAAGUGAUAAAUCCUCCUGAUUACCAGUCCACUACUGAGUUUCGUCCUCUGUAGUGGACAAUAUCUAAUCUGACUGAUUAUCAAAUCUGACUAAUUUUGUGUUAAAAGUGUUUUUAAUAAAUCAUCAUCUCUGGUAAAUUAUAUGGGCUUUCAAAUCAAAAUAGAAUAUGAUUUUCUGUUAUACAUUUCCACUGUAAAGAACACCAAGCAUGUUCAUUAGACAUUUUAGGAGACACAACAAAUGAAUAGGGAAAAAAAUAUAUACCUAUGAAAUAUUAUUUAUUAUAAUCUCAUUUAUUAUUAUUUAUUAUCAUACCCGCCAAUUAAUACUCCCACUAUUACACUUAUUUUUUCAUUAUAGGUUGUCCCAAAAAACACAUUAAUAUGCAAAUUACAUACAGUUUAUAGAUACAUUGUAUAUAAAUGCAAAACAAUGCAAAAAAAUGGUAUAGCAAAUCCUUCUGUUACAUCUUUCAUAACAUAGUUGAAAAUCAUCUUUAUAUAAAGUUUGGUAUAAAAAAAAAUAAAAAAUGUAUUUGUGAUUAAAACAAAAAUCUAACUGUU